Molecule: messenger RNA, 1608 nt
Organism: Fonsecaea pedrosoi CBS 271.37
Lineage: Eukaryota; Fungi; Ascomycota; Eurotiomycetes; Chaetothyriales; Herpotrichiellaceae
Exons: 2
Coding region: 1-1608 (535 amino acids)
Biological process (GO): amino acid transmembrane transport
Cellular component (GO): fungal-type vacuole membrane
Molecular function (GO): L-glutamate transmembrane transporter activity; L-arginine transmembrane transporter activity; L-tyrosine transmembrane transporter activity
Source: RefSeq, a predicted model, not a curated record
AUGUCACUACCUGCGCCCGCUUCCUCGAGCAGGACGCAGUCUCGAGCUCGUCGACGCCCCGGCACCCCGACCCUUAGCAAACGCGAUCUCACAGGAACUGUCGGUCAAGCAUCAUGGAUCAGCAGCGUAGUCAAUCUCCUCAACACAAUCGUGGGCGCUGGAGUCCUCGCCAUGCCCGGCGCCUUGUCACAUAUGGGGAUCUUGCUGGGAACAAUUGUGAUACUGUGGGCUGGUGUCACUGCUGGGUUUGGCCUCUACCUGCAGACUCGCUGCGCCGCGUACCUGGAUCGAGGAUCCUCGAGUUUUUUCGCCCUGUCUCAAAUCACAUACCCCAACGCCGCGGUCAUCUUUGAUGCUGCCAUCGCCGUCAAAUGCUUUGGGGUGGGAGUCAGCUAUCUCAUCAUCAUUGGCGACCUCAUGCCCGGGGUGGUGCGAGGGUUUGCUCGUGAAGAGGACCUGGGGAAAUUCAUGUUCGAUCGUCACUUUUGGGUGACGGCUUUCAUGCUGGUUGUCAUUCCAUUCUCCUUCCUACGUCGACUCGACUCGUUGAAAUACACUUCGGUCAUCGCCCUGAUAUCGAUUGGCUACCUGGUCAUCUUGGUCGUCUACCACUUUCUCGCACACGACACGUUGCCCGAUGGGCACUAUAAGACUCCGCUGCGGGUAAUCACCUGGGCUGGUGCUGUACCGGCUCUUUCUUCUUUCCCCGUCAUUGUGUUCGCCUAUACCUGUCAUCAAAACAUGUUCAGCAUCCUCAAUGAGAUCAACGACAAUUCUCAUUUCCGCACCAGCGCUGUGGUAUUUGCGUCCAACGGCACGGCGGCCGCCAUCUAUGUUUUAGUUGCGAUUACCGGUUACUUGUCAUUUGGGAACGAAAUCGGAGGGAAUAUUGUGGCACAGUACGCGCCCUCGGUGUCGACAACGAUCGGUCAAGCCAUGAUUGUGGUUCUUGUCAUGUUUUCCUAUCCUCUGCAAGUUCACCCUUGCCGUGCCAGUGUCGACGCCGUUCUCAAAUGGCGUCCAUCCGACAAACUCAAGGCGAGACUCCGUUCCACCCCUGCGACGCCCAGCUCGCUUGAUUCCAGCCCUGCGCGUGACGUGCCUCUGUUGCAACCUGGCAGGAGACGAAACGCGGAGAUGGGAGAGGCUCGAUUCGCCGCUAUCACCACUGCGAUCAUCAUCCUCAGCUACAUCGUUGCCAUGACGGUUUCCAGCCUCGAGACUGUCCUGGCGUACGUCGGAUCCACAGGAAGCACGUCCAUUUCCUUCAUCUUGCCAGGCUUGUUCUACUAUAAGAUAUCGUCGCCUGAUUCACCUCUGCAUCAAAAACUCGUGAAGGAAGAAGACGAUUACGACUGGCCAGGGGACGAGGGUGAAAGCGUCAAAUCUGACGACGACGCCGUCAAUGAUGAACACCCGAGCCACGAAGGGCAGAACUUGCUGAGUAAUUCGGGGUUUCUGAGCCUAAGUGGCGUGAGCUUGCUGAAACGGACGAGAAAUUUCCGCCGGAAACUGCUUCGCAAGCUGAGCCUCGCAUUGGCCAUCUACGGUGUAUGUGUCAUGGUGGUUUGUUUGAUCACAAACACCUUUUUUAUUGUCGGGCACUAA